This is a messenger RNA of Plasmodium gonderi, 1311 nucleotides long. RefSeq lists its product as hypothetical. Gene Ontology annotation, molecular function: methyltransferase activity. Gene Ontology annotation, biological process: rRNA methylation. The record is from RefSeq and is a predicted model, not a curated record. Lineage: Eukaryota; Apicomplexa; Aconoidasida; Haemosporida; Plasmodiidae. The coding region runs from base 1 to 1311 and encodes 436 amino acids. The transcript has a single exon.
AUGAACCUUUUCACUAUUGUGAAAUUGGAGUUCUUUCUCACUCUCACAUGUGUAUUUUUUUUUUUUUCUCUUCAAAAUGAGAAGAUAAAAAUCUCUUGUAAACCAUGUUUUAAAAAUAAAUACAUAAAGAAUAAUAAUAUUUACUUUAACAGAACAUGUACGAUCAUUUGUGGAAGGAAAAAAAAUGUGCUUUAUGUAGACGGCUGUUUUUAUCUGUGUACUAAGGAAAGACGUUACCUGAAUUUAAAUUGGUGGAAGAGAGAAAAAAGAAUUGAUCACUUAAAAUGCAUCAAAAAGAAGAAUUCAACUUGCUGGGGAAAGGAUGAAAUGGGUGACCAAAUGGGUAAAAUAAAGAAAGUGGAAGAGGAGGAACUUGAAGAAUCUAACAAUUUGUUGAACACUCAAAGGGAAGAAGAAGAAGAAGAAGCAGAAGCAGAAGCAGACAUUGCAUCAGAUUUGCUCCCUAAAAUGGAUGAAGUAAAAGGAGGAAAAAAAAAAAGUAUAAUAAAAAAAGAUGAGUAUGGUAUACCAGAAGAAAAGCUAAAUGUAAGGAGACAAACAAACAGUAAAAUAAAAUCCAAAUAUAAAUUUUUGAAAGUAAAAACUUAUAACGAAACAAUGAAUAUAAAUUAUAGAAAAAAGAAAAUUUUAAGUAUCCAUGAAGGAAAACUUAAGAAUAAAAAAAUAUAUUCACCUGAUACUUAUACAAGACCAAUGAUGAGUAAGGUAAAAGAAUCUCUAUUUAAUAUUUUAUCCCAUUUAGGAAUAUUUAGUAAUGCAAAUAUAAAUGUUUUGGAUGUUUUUAGUGGCAGUGGUAAUUUAGGUAUCGAAUGUAUUUCAAGAGAUCUUUCUCAUGUUACUUUUGUUGAUUUAUCAUUAAAUAGUUGUAAAACCAUUUUUGAAAAUUUAAAAUUAUGUAAUAUAUAUCAUUUAUAUAAUAAAAUAAUAAGAGCAGAUGCAAUGGAGUUACUAAAAUAUCCCUUUAAAUUUCAUAUUCAUGAAAAAUUUCAUUUAGCAUUCUUUACUCCACCGUAUGAACAAAUUGUUUACAGUGAUCUCAUACGUAACAUAGCAUAUAGUGAAUUGUUUGAUCAGGAUUGUCUUAUUUUUAUUGAGUAUCCAAAAGAAAUUGAAAUGUUACCACAGCGUGUUUAUAACAUGAUAGGGUUAAGAAAUAGAAAAUUUGGACGAACCUAUUUUGCAUUGUACGUCCUGAACAGUUCAGGCAAAUACAUAUCGAAUGAAAGGAAGGAAGAGUUUUACCCACUCCAUUACAAUCGUAAGCAGCGUAGACAGUGGAAAUACCUCUAG